AUGACCCGCUGGACGGAGUUCUUAGCGGCGUAUUCCUACGCCUUGCGCUACCGUCCGGACAAGGAAGUCCAAGCGGUUCCUUGCCGUUCGGUCCUGGCAAUUGCACAGCUAGAAUUGCCGUUGACUGCUACAGAUGUGGCCGCUCACUCUCAGUCUGACCCUACACUGUCACAACUAUUGAAUUGGGUCCUGAGAGGCUGGCCUGCGGGUGCUUUACCUCCACAGUUCAAGCAUUUCAAAAACAGACAAUUAGAGCUAUCCAUUCAUUCAGGCUGUCUGUUGUGGGGCGACCGUGUAGUCAUCCCAACGGUCCUCCGACAACAAAUUUUGCAACGCCUUCAUGAAAACCAUCCUGGAGUCAGCAGAAUGAAGGCUCUAGCUCGCAGUUUCGUUUGGUGGCCAGGAUUAGAUACGGAGAUUGAAGCCUGGGUUGCCAAAUGCGAAACAUGCCAGCAGUCCCGGCCAUCUCCACCUUCCUCUCCCUCCCGGGAAUGGGAGAUGCCUCGUGGACCAUGGUCAAGAAUUCAUAUAGAUUUCGCCGGCCCCUUCCACGGACAGGUUUUCCUCAUAGUUGUGGACGCGUACUCUCAAUGGGUGGAAGUAUUGCUCAUGCACUCCACCACAUCUGACAGUACUGUGCGAGCCUUGCGACGAUUGUUCGCAACCCACGGGUUGCCGGACACAGUAGUGUCCGACAACGGCCCGCAAUUCACGUCUACAACGUUCCAAACAUACCUGGCCGAGCAAGGGGUCCGCCACGCGCUGGUUGCCCCUUACCACCCGGCCAGCAAUGGCCGAGCGGAAAGGGCGGUUAGAUCUGCCAAGGAGGCUUUGGGCCGUCUAAACCGUGGAGACUGGCAGGCAAGGGUGGAUGCUUACUUAUUGGCACAGCACUCCACACCUUGCCCCCUGACACAGAAAAGCCCCGCGGAGAUGUUGAUGGGCAGGCGCCUGCGGACCACCCUGGAUAGAUUG
This is a messenger RNA of Thamnophis elegans (Western terrestrial garter snake), 975 nucleotides long. RefSeq lists its product as uncharacterized. Gene Ontology annotation, biological process: DNA integration. The annotation marks the transcript as partial. The record is from RefSeq and is a predicted model, not a curated record. NCBI's taxonomy places the organism in Eukaryota, Metazoa, Chordata, Lepidosauria, Squamata, Natricidae. The transcript has 2 exons. Gene Ontology annotation, molecular function: nucleic acid binding.